CUGAGACGCGGCGUCGAGGGUGGGGUCUGGUGGCGACGACACCACGGAGGGAAGAGCGGAGUCGCCUCAAACCGCCAGGUGACUGCCCUUGAAGAAUAUUUGGGAAUUAUAACUGGUCCAGAAUAUGACUUGCUUACUUACCAUUUCCUGACAUGGAAGCAUUUAACACCAAUUCUGUGGACCUUGCAUUGAUUACUGAUCAGAGAUGUCUAUCCACAUGCUAUGCAGUGAUAUGCUACUCAUGUUGAAAAGGAAAUUUAAUAUGGUCUAGUAGAAUUGACCAUUGAAGAGCUUAUGAUGUCCACAGGUACAAGUGGGAAAAAAUCCCAUCAGGCUGUGAGCCUAGAAGGAGUUGACCCAGAAACAUGCAUGAUAGUAUUUAAAACCCACUGGGCACAGGUUGUAAAAAUUUUAGAGACGCAUGACCCUUUAAAAAAUAUUCAAGCAAAAUAUGGGACAAUUUCUCCAGAUGAGGCCAGCACUGUGCAGAACUAUGUAGAGCACAUGCUCUUCCUUUUAAUUGAAGAGCAGGCAAAAGAUGCAGCAAUGGGACCUAUCCUGGAGUUUGUGGUUACAGAGAAUAUCAUGGAAAAGCUCUUUCUUUGGAGUCUCAGGCGGGAAUUCACUGAUGAGAUGAAAAUUGAGCAACUGAAAAUGUAUGAAAUGCUUGUCACACAGUCUCAUCAGCAGCUGCUACAUCACAAACCCAUCCUAAAACCAUUAAUGAUGUUGCUGAGUUCUUGCUCAGGAACUACCACACCAGCUGUUGAAGUAGAGCUGGUGGUUCUUCUCAACCAGCUAUGCUCAAUCCUAGCCAAAGAUCCGUCCAUCUUGGAACUUUUUUUCCAUACCAGUGAGGACCAAGGAGCUGCAAACUUUCUAAUCUUUUCUCUCUUGAUUCCUUUUAUCCAUCGGGAAGGGACUGUUGGCCAACAGGCUCGUGAUGCACUACUUUUUAUAAUGUCUCUUUCUUCAGAAAGUUGUGUGGUUGCUUAUCACAUAGUAGAGAAUACUUAUUUUUGUCCGGUGCUAGCAACAGGCUUAAGUGGUUUAUAUUCAUCUUUGCCUACAAAGCUGGAAGAUAAUGGAGAAGAAUGGCACUGUCUUCUCAAAGACGACUGUUUACUUUCUCCAGCUCUUGUACAAUUUAUGAAUUCUUUUGAAUUCUGCAAUGCAGUAAUUCAGGUGGCACAUUCUUUGAUUCGUAACCAGCUUGUGAAUUACAUUUACAAUGGAUUUUUGGUCCCAGUUAUGGCCCCAGCUCUCCAUAAGGUGACAGUGGAAGAAGUGAUGGCUACAACUGCAUACCUAGAUCUCUUUUUGCGGAGCGUUUCUGAGCCAGCCUUACUCAAGAUAUUUCUUCGUUUCAUCCUUCUGCACCGUCAUGAGAAUGUACAUAUCUUGGACACUCUUGCAAGCCGGAUAAAUACUCCAUUUCAGCUUUGUGUGGUGUCCUUGGCAUUGUUCAAAACACUUAUCAGUUUGCAUUGUGAAGAUGUGAUGUUGCAGCUAGUUUUAAGGUACCUGAUACCCUGCAAUCACAUCAUGAUCAGCCAGAGACGAGCUGUGAAAGAGAGAGAUUGGUAUUCUGUAUCUGCUGCUAAGCUGCUUGCCUUGACUCCUGUCUGUUGUUCAAGUGGCAUUACUCUGACUUUUGAAAAGCAAGAAAAAGAUUAUAUUCUCUGGAAAAAAAAUAAUCAUGGGGAAGAUUCCACCGAAGAGCCCUCUAGGAAGAGCAUUGCAGAUUCCGCAUGUAUUGUGAAAUAUGGGAAAACUAUUGAUAUCAGUUACCUGCAGUACCUUUGGGAUGCUCAAACUCUCAUACUGCACUGUAUGAAAGAUUGUGAAGUUUGGUCUGCUCCAUAUGAUGGGGAAAAUCCCAAUCCAUAUACCUUUAUCCAAGCUUUGGUUGAAGAAGAUGGUAAAAGCCUAGCUCAGCCUAUUUUCCAACUGCAACACAGAACACCUAGUAAUCAUGUCUCUUCUCAGGUGAGACCACUGAGAGAAAAGACACAACUGGAGCUGGAAUGGGAUGAUAGCUAUGAUACUGGGAUCUCUCCAGAUUCUGAUACAGGAUCUCCCCAGCAUAAUGAUGAGUUUAAUACCCAACCUCCUGCAGAACCCCCAAAGCAUAUUCAAGAAAUGAAGAAAAAUGCUAUCAUGUUGAUCAAAGGAUCAUACAUAGAAGAAUCAGACUUUCAGGAUGAUGUCAUGGUUUAUAGGCUAUGCGCUGAAAAGGAUGCACAGGAAGCAGACCGCUUAAAGGAGAAACCUUUAAUAUCAGAAGCUGCAGAUGUAGACAAUCCAGAUGCUAUCUCUACCAAUGGUCCUCUAGAAAGUCCCACAUCGGAUUUAAACUUGGAGGAGCGCAAUAUGAAAAAUUUAAAUAUGAUCCAACAAGCAAAAGAUGAAACCCAAGGCAGCAUUGACGAAACGACUCUGCAACCUGAUUUGGAGCAGACAUUGUCUUCCCCGGAAGGAGAUCAUAACACUAACAUGAAGUUGUUGAGUCCUGACAGUGAAGAUUUUAUUUCCGAAUGUGAUAACAUCAUUAAAGAAUUGGACUCAAACUCCUCAGGCUUGGUAGAACUGAAACUGCUGAUUCCUGAUCCAGUAUCCCCUAUUGAAGAGGAAGAAGAUUUUGAAAACUUUUCAGCAGAUACUCCAUCAGCAGAAAGUGUGCCCUCUCCCUUUGGGGUAAAAGAUGCCUGGCCCAGCAACCCUGCAAGAGUCCAGAAUAUCCCAUUUACAGGCCCGUUUAUCAGCGUGGUGCUAUCAAAACUGGAAAACAUGUUGGAAAACUCCUUGCAUGUGAAUUUGCUGCUCAUUGGAAUAAUUACUCACCUAGCCAGUUACCCACAACCUCUUCUUCGUUCCUUUUUGCUCAAUACAAAUAUGGUAUUUCAGCCUAGUGUGCGGUCUCUGUACCAGGUGCUGGCAUCUAUAAAGAAUAAAAUUGAGCAGUUUGCUUCCAUUGAAAAAGAUUUCCCUGCUCUCUUGAUACAAGCACAAAAGUACCUGCUUUUACGAGUAGAUGCCCUGGAUGUUCCUUUAGAAUCAUUAAAUAAAGACAAUGGACAGCAGAAGAGUGUCACAGAAAAGGUUAAGAACCUCUCAGAGGCAUCCCAAGCCCUCCUCCAGACUUACUUGGGAAAUAAAGCAAGAAAAGGCUCUGGUCUUCCCAACGUUCCCUUUAACAUUCCAAACACCAUCCUUGCGGCAGCCCUCUUCCCAGAGUUUCUCAAGGAACUAGCAGCUCUUGCACAGGAACAUUCGAUUCUGUCCUAUAAAUUAUUGGCUGACCUUGAGGAUUACUACCCAUUCCAAAACAUUUAAAAUAUGUGCUCACAUUUGUUUUAAAUGCAGAACUACUCACGAAACAAACCGAACUCCAUAUUCCUGGUAUUACUUGAUUCAGGAGAAGUUGUUACUUUUUGGGUUGUGUCUCAAUUUCAUAAGAAAUUGAUUAGUAAUGAAGCCAAUACUUUAUUUAUGUCCUUGAUUUGGCUGACUUUCAGGUUUUCUCUUUUAAACUUUGCUGUUGUGACUCUCCGGGUUAGAAAGAUAGAGUUAUACAAACAAAGUAAAAAUCUUUUAUCUCUCUCUUUCUUGCAAAGAUUCAUUAAGUCCAGCAUGACAAUCCAAUAAGACGAUCACUGUUGAAAGGGAAGCUAGCAAUCUUCUCUCCAAUCUUCUACCUUAGCAGGGAUUAGACUUGUGAAUCCAAAUGGAUUCAGUCUAAGCCUGUGAUUUGCUGAAAGCAGAUGGUGGUGCUGAACACGUACCAUGUUGCCUUACGCUGUGGACAUGUCUGGUAUUCUAAAGCCGGGGGCGGGGGGGGGGCAAACUCGAUUUCAUUGAGGGCUAUAUCAGAUUGUGUUCAGUGAUGAAAUGUAAAAUUUGUUACUCCUGGUUCUGUGGGUAUGGCUUGGUGGUGAUGGAGUAAUGUGACUGGGUGGGCGUGGCCAACUUUUCCCUUUUUAAAAAACUUUUAAAAGCAUUUUUUCUACAACCUCUUUGGCCAAAGAGUUUGUAAAAAAAAAUGCUUUGAAAAGCCUCUGACGAUCAGGCAACUCAGCUAGGAUCAUCAGAGCCUUUUAACAUUUUUUUACAACCUCUUAUGCUGAAGAGGUUGUGGAAAAAAUGCUUUUAAAAGCCUCUGACGAUCCCAGCUGAGCCGCAUGAUCAUCAGAGGCUUUUUUUUAACUUUUAAAAGCAUUUUUUCUACAAUCUCUUUGGCCGAAAAAAAUGCUUUUAAAAGUAAAAAAAAAAAGUCUCUGAUGAUCGCGCGGGUCAGCUGGACAUGGGGGGGGGGCAGGGAUUUUUGCUACUGGUUCUCCGAACCACCCGCUGCCAUCGCUACCGGAUCGGGCGAUCCAGUCUGAACCAGGAGCAUUUCAUCCCUGGUUGUGUUUGACCUCGGGGGGCCGAAUGGGCUCCAUUUUUGCUGGGCUGUCGCAGGUGAAAACAGAGCCCGGGAGGGCUGUUCGCAGCCCUCACAAGCUCCGUUUUCACUGGCAGAGGAACCAUGGACUGAUCCUUCACUGUUUCCAGAGCAGCCCAUGGACCAGAUCUAAGCACCCCCACGGGCUAGAGUUUGACACCCCUGCUCUAAGAUGUUGACUUCUUUGACAUUUAGAUUAAAUGAGUACAGUAACUGGAUGUUAAGUGCAGACUGCAGAGUAUUUUCUUGCCAUUUCUUGGCAUUAAAAAAAAAAAAAGAUUGCUGCUAAAAAAAAACCUCAAGCCUUAUUUUAAUAAAAUUUGCACACGGUGAAAUAUUUCUAUGCAAGCUGUAACCUUUUUUUUUUUUUUGCAGAAUGUUUGUAAACUUUUGUUGACAAGCUAAAAAGCAAAGGUUUUAAUAGUCUUAGGAAUGUAAUUAUUCCUAAAAAUUGUGAUUGUAUAUUUUGUAAGUCAGUUUAAAAAAAAAUGAAAAUGUAAAUUUCCAAAUGGUUUUUAAUGAAAUUUUAUUUGGUUCAAGAAAAUCUUUGUGGUACAUUCGUACGUUGGUUAAAUCUUUUUGAUGUACACUGAUCUGUUGCAAGAUGGCACUUUAUAGACAUGGCUUUAAUAUAUUGCUCUACUAGAAUUAGAAAAAAAAAACCAAUUGUUUUCUGGGAUAUAUACAGUGCAACCUGUUACAAUUGGUGUAGAAUUCCUUAAGAACAUUUUCUUUUUUGAGUAAUGAGACUCAUUAGAAGAGUCCAGACAUGAUGAAUUGGUAUAUUAUAGCUGCAUUCCAGUUUGCACUAGUAAGAGUAAUUGUCCUUCCAGUGGUGAAGCUAACUUUGAGCAAUAAGUGGCCCAACAAUUGAAAGCCUUCGGUUUUUUUUCAUUGGUGGAAAAGAGAAGCUAUUUUAGAACAAGUGAAAAAAAAUGGGCAUAAAGACAAAGCUGGAAAAAAAUUAUUUUCAUCUGUUUUUAAAUUAUAUUUAGAAGAACUAAUAAUUGCAGGGAGAGUUUGUAAUUCCUUUGGUAAGAGUUAAUAUAGCAUCUCUAAGCAUAGAAAGUAAAGGAGAAUCUGCCUGUGUAUUUGAUUAUUCAUCAAAAUAUUGCAGGAUGUAAAAAUCUUCUUAUAUUCUGUCCUAAUUUCCAUGUUUGCUCAUACCGUAUCUCAGUUCUUUGCCUUUCCUUUGGCAAGAAGAACACUGUAGCGACUUGGGCAUCUUACAUUUUUCUUUAGACCUGAAUUUGUUCUCCAUAACAAUUCUUUUGUGUAUAAUUACUCCAGACUAAGGAAAGAACUUAAGUAAUUUAAGCGCUAUACCGAUUAGUAGUCAAUUGAAGCCAGAAUGGUUCCUUUUUGAACUGAAGGGUAAACAGUUAAAAAAUAACAAUGGAAGCAUUAUUUCGAUAUACAAGUAUUCCUCGAUUUGCAACCAUUUGUUUAGCAACUAUUCAAAGUUACAACGGCACUGAAAAGAAGUGACUUGUGAUCGGUUUUCACACUUAUGACCAUUGCAAUAUCUCCACAGUUACAUCAUCGAACUUUGGUUGCUUGGAGGCCUGCAUGUUAUCAUUUGCAACCAAUUUAGAAAGCAAAGUCAAUGGGGAAAGCUAGAUUCGAUUAACAACCCACAUGAUUCACUUACCAGCUACAGUGAUUCAUUUAACAACCAUGGCAAAAAGUUUGUAAAAUGGGGCCUGGCUCAUUUAAGAUCUGUCUUGCUUAAGCAAUGGAAAUUUUGGGCUCAAUUGCGGUCAUAAAUCGAGGACUAUUACAAUGGCAAGAUUACUAUAUGCACAAAGACGAACAGAUUUACUAUCAUGGAGGAAUGGUUGGUGAAAUUGGUGGAACUUGCCCAGAUGAUCAAACUCACUUCUUUGAUUAGAAAAAGGAUAAUAUCUACAUUUGUUGGUGACCUUAUUGAUUUUUUAACCUAGAAAACGAUUUUGUGACUUACGGUUUGAAGAUUAGAAGUUAUAGAAAAAAGGGAAAUAUGAUUUUGUCAGCAGAGAGAGGCUUUAUUAGAAUUAUAUAUAUAACUGCAGAGGAGAUUAGAAGUCACUUCUUUUAUUUUCUGUUUUUAUUAUUUUUUCUCUUCUUUCCUUUUUCACAUUUACUAAUUUUUUCUUUGAAUGUAUUUCUUAUUAUGUAUGUAAAAGCUUUUAAUAAAAACUAUUUUGAAGAAAGUAA
Pantherophis guttatus is the source of this 6640-nucleotide messenger RNA. It is a transcript of the gene FHIP1A, whose product is annotated as FHF complex subunit HOOK interacting protein 1A. Lineage: Eukaryota; Metazoa; Chordata; Lepidosauria; Squamata; Colubridae. The record is from RefSeq and is a predicted model, not a curated record.